Molecule: messenger RNA, 1508 nt
Organism: Chironomus riparius
Lineage: Eukaryota; Metazoa; Arthropoda; Insecta; Diptera; Chironomidae
Source: the annotation of a GenBank genome assembly
AAAAAAUUAAGAAUAUUAAAAAAAUUAAUGAAAAGUGAGAAAUAAUAAAAAAACAAGAAAUUUGGAUGAAAAAUAUGGUUAAAGCUGACUAUCCAAGAUUAAAUAUGAACAUGAUGAAUUUAAAUAGUGAAACAAUGUUUGCCUUAACGGCUCGCACUCCACUCAAAUCAAGUUUCUCAAUUAGUUCCAUUUUACCGGAGACAAUGAAGACAUCUCCAUCACAAUCACCAUCACCAUGUCAUACACCACUCGGAUCAGAACCUGAAGAUCUUACAGAUACAGAAUCAGAUUUAGAUGUGACAGGAACUCCACCACCACAAGAGAAUGAUUUCUGUGGAAAUAAUACAAAUGAUAGCAUUGAGACAUGUAGCAAUAAGGAUAAAUCAUUAGAAGACUGUGAAACUAGUAGCACCAAUGAAGGAGAAAAAAAAGACAGCGGCAAGAAAUCAAAUGAGAAGCCAAGCUAUUCAUAUAAUGCACUCAUUAUGCUCGCUAUCCGACAAAGUCCUGAAAAAAGACUGACUCUCAAUGGAAUUUACGAAUAUAUUAUGACGAAUUUUCCUUAUUAUCGAAAUAAUAAACAAGGCUGGCAAAAUUCAAUCCGUCACAAUUUGAGUCUGAAUAAAUGCUUUGUAAAAGUACCGAGACAUUAUGAUGAUCCAGGCAAAGGAAAUUAUUGGAUGUUGGAUCCAUCAUCUGAAGAUGUAUUUAUUGGUGGAUCAACAGGCAAAUUAAGACGUCGUUCAACAGCUGCAUCAAGAUCACGAUUAGCAGCAUUUAAACGAUCACUUGUUGGUCCAAUGUUCCCAUCAUUAGGAUACUCACCAUUUUUAUAUCCAUCACCAGCAGCUGCACUCGCUCAAAUGUAUAGAUAUAGUCCAUAUGCACCACAAAUGGCACCAAAACCUACUUCCUUACCUCUUGGCUUACCACUUGCUUCCGGCUUUGGAAUGGAACGAUUCCUUGGAGCAUCAACAAACUCACCAAAUCCAUCUGCUGAACUUUACCAAAGAUUGCAAUAUCAACAAAUUCUUCAACAUCAUGCAGCUGCCGUUCAACAACAGCAACAACAAGUUGCAGCACAUUUACAUCAUCAACAACAGCAGCAUCAGCAACAACAACAACAACAGAGACUUAGUCCACAUCAUGAAACUUCAUCACCUCACCAUUCGCCUUCAUCUCAACAUUCACCAAUCACGCCGACGGUAUUUAAGCCAAUAACCGUUGUUUCACGACACAGUUAGUGUAAGCAGAGGAAAAUUCUAUUAUUGUGCUUAUUUAUGAACAAUGUGAGGCUCUAUUUAAUACUCCAGUGACAUGUUGGGCGUAAACGUUCGAUAAUGGAAGAGAAAAUAUGUUUGUUAAAAUUUUGUGAUAAUUUGUCUUUGGUGCAACAUUAAUUUAAAAUUCAUUUUCUAAAUGAAUCGACCUUCUGUAUAUGUAGAUAACCUAAAUGUAUAGUUAAUGAAUGAAAGUUCUUAGAAUGUUAUAAUUUUUAUUCAAAAAGC